This is a messenger RNA of Fusarium keratoplasticum, 3078 nucleotides long. RefSeq names its product NB-ARC domain-containing protein. The coding region runs from base 1 to 3078 and encodes 1025 amino acids. The record is from RefSeq and is a predicted model, not a curated record. Gene Ontology annotation, molecular function: ADP binding; protein binding. The transcript has 7 exons. Lineage: Eukaryota; Fungi; Ascomycota; Sordariomycetes; Hypocreales; Nectriaceae.
AUGAAACGCCCAUUGCCUUGUCUGGCAUGCUGGGAGGCCGAUGGAGAUGAGGAUGACAUGAGUGAGGCCGCACGAGUUUCAUCCAAGCCUGCCAGAGUAUCCUCCCAGAGCUCCUUGGGUACGAGAUCAGCUGACAACAACGUGGUACAAGACAAGACCGAUACCACGACUGGCCUGCCGUGCGAUGUUAGCAACAAAGACCUCAUACUCUGUCGAAUCCGAUCCGUUGCCGACCCUGAAUAUCUACAACAGUCUGAGGACUGCCAGGUAUCGGAUUGCGAAGCCAUGAUGGCGAAAGUGAGAGAAGAGUUCGAGGCUAAGAAACUUGGUCCCAUGCUCGAUAAGUUCGAGGAGCCCCUGCACACCAUUGACCAGUUCGUCCGAGGUAUUACGGUACUGGUCCAGGGCUUGGAUCCCAUGGCUCAGAUUGUCUGGGGUGGGUUCUUGAUACUUCUCAAGAACGCUGUGCGCUUUGUUGAUCUCAUCAACACCAUCUUGAAUUGUAUAUGCGAUCUAUCCAAGAUGCUUGCUCGGUUCCAAAUCUUCAACAAAAUGUACGCAACCGAGCGAGUAAAGAACUCUCUCGGUGACGUGUGUGCUUGUUGCGUCGAGUUUUGUGCUGCCGCUUCCAAGGUAUCCCGUCGUGGUUCAAUUUUCAACUCUCUUCGUUUGAUCUGGGACCCCCUUGAUCAAAAGUUUCGACGGCUUCGGAGCAACAUUGAAGCUGCUGAAAAAGACUUUGCGCAAGAAGUCGGGCUACAACAAGCCAUAGAGACACACGAGACACACGAACUAGUCCAAGCAGCCAAGCCAAAAGGCCCAAACAUCCCGUGUCACGUUAUGUCUCCAGCCAAGAAUACAUUGUUCUUCACACGACCAGACAUCAUGAAACAGAUCGAGUCACGCUUUUUCCCUCACGAGAAAACGUCAUCCUCUGGGCUCAAGUCAUUCCUUCUGCAUGGUCUCGGAGGCGUUGGAAAGACACAACUGGCUGCCAAUUUCGCCUAUAGCCACUGGAAUGACUACGAAAUCAUCAUCUGGGUUGUUGCUGACACGAAACAGAGCGUUGACGACCAUUUUCUUCAGGCGGCAGCGGCGCUAGGCCUCCCUCAUGACGGCGACGCAAGUGCUAUUGUUACCAACGUUAUGAAUUGGCUAAGAGACUGCAAUCACAAAUGGCUCAUCGUCUUUGACAAUGUGGACAAUGAAAGCUUGCUACGAAGAUUUUGGGUAAACUCGGCCAAGGGAUCUAUCCUCAUUACUAGUAGGCAAGGGAUACUUGGCACGACCAUGGUGGACGGUGCUUGUCAGGUUGGUCCACUGGAUAAGAAUGAAGGUGCUUCCAUGAUCCAACUGCUGCUGGAAAACAAAGUGAGUGAUGCCCAGGACCGCCAUCUUGUUGAAGAAAUGGCCAAGGCUCUAGGCGGUUUGCCCCUGGCACUCGCGCAGAUGGCGGGAUACCUUCGGACCAACCACGUCACUGUCAAAGAGUUUCUGGGCAAUUACAACAACAGUGAAUAUGCCCGAACGCUUUUUGGUAGAGCCACAAGCCUAGACCAUGAACAGCACCAGCAGACGCUUGAGACAGUCUGGCGACUGUCAUUCGAGAAGCUGUCGGCCGAUGCAAAGACUCUGCUGUGGAUCACAGUAUUCCUGCACCCGGAUGAAAUACCAUGCAGUAUUUUCCAGAUUAGGAAGACCGCACCAGGAACGCCCCUGCUAUCGGUACUGCAGGUCUUGAACAUAUCGCACAGCAUGCUCAGGUACAAAGAGGCUGAAUCAAGUCUGACUAAACAAUCUCUUGUGACAUACAAUGAAAAGGAGCUCUCGCUAUCUAUUCACCGACAAGUUCAACAAAGUGCCCUCUAUGAACUCUUGGAUGGGGAUCCAGAAAACCUGCGAGUGGCUCUUUCAGGUGCAGUGCAGGUGUUGUACCAUGUGUAUCCUCGACAGUGCCCUCUAGGCAAGCCAAUACCCAACUGGUCAACUUGCCAGCAGUACACCACACAUGUUCUCCACCUCCUCAGCCUCUACGAGACAGAGAAGAAGGUUAGAGAGAUAGCAGACACAAACACUCUCACCCUUCUUACAGAACUACUUUGUGACUGUGGCGUUUACCUUUGGGCGAGAUGUCUUUUCGGGGACGCUGAACGCCUUGCGUCUGCAUCAAUCGAUGUUGCAGAGAGAGCCCUCGAGCCCCACGACUGCCUACGGGCACAACCGUAUACCCUGCUUGGUUGUAUCUGUAUUCGGUCCGGGAAUAGGAGGGAGGAAGCCGUCAAGUCACUCGAGACUGCCCUCCAUAUUCGCGAAGAGAACAUGAAAGCCGACUACAAACACAUAGAUCCUCCCUUGCAAAUCGACAUCCAGCUAGCCAAUGCCUACAGCAACCUGGGAAUUGCGGCUAAGCAGAUGGGAGAUUUUGAGAAGGCCGCACAAUUGCAUGAGCAGGCAAUCGAGAUCAAAGAGCGACAGCGGGAUCAUUGCGCUGGCUUUCUCCUUGCGCUCUCCCUGCAUAACAUGGGGAAACUCCACCGCCUCCAAGGGCACGUGGAAGAGGCGGUCAAGUUUUUCGGUGAAUGUGACGCCGAGAUGAGCAUCUACCAAGACGACGACGAGAUGAAGGCUCGGCAGGCAGUCUGGCUCUGCUCAUUGGCAGAGGCCGAAGCCAGCCUUGGCCGCGCAGAGGACGCUGAAGAACACUUUACCCAGUCUCUCGAGACACUGAAGAAAGUUAUGGAGGGGUCACUGGACACUGGAAUGGCAUAUCUUCGAUUUGGGACCUUCAGGUACAAUGCUGGAAGGUUUGAGGAGGCUGCGGCCUUGUUCAACGAUGCUGUGAAGAUUUUUCCUGCCAAGCCUGAAGCUGCACUCAGUGAUCAGAUUCUCUCCAAGAAUAGGCUGGCGUACUCUCUUCACUGGCUAGGCCGAACGUAUGCUCAGCUCGGCAAGGAAUGUGAGUCGAAAGAGGCCCAACGCAAAGCAUCGGAGCUGUAUGUAAAGAUUACCGGCAGAGAGAUCCCCUUGGACCCGGAGAAGGCAGCGGAAAAGUUCGAGAAACUUGUCUCGGAUGAUUGA